This is a messenger RNA of Vicia faba (fava bean), 297 nucleotides long. The record is from the annotation of a GenBank genome assembly. Lineage: Eukaryota; Viridiplantae; Streptophyta; Magnoliopsida; Fabales; Fabaceae.
AUGCAGACUAAAAUACUAAAUUACUUACCUACCGGAGCCACUCCGACAAUUGCUUCAGCGACGAGGAGGAGAAACCAAAGGACACUUGAUGCUCAAGUUCAGCCAUAUGGAUGCAUGAAGAUUAAGGUGAAAUGGUUUGUUCCCUUUGAUUUUUCUGCUAUGAAUAUGUGUAGGGUCUUGAUGUUUGGAGCACUUGGCUUGACCAUUGAAGUUGGCAUGAAGCACACGAAACUUGGAUCUAGAGUUUUAGCACCUUUAAGUCCAAAACAUACCUUGAUGGAAUUUUCCUUUUUGUAA